UUUCCCCCCCCCCUCCUCCUCCUCCAGUCGGCGACGCACGCGGAGGAGAAGCCGCUUUUUCCCGGGCGUGGGUGGGCAGGAACGGCUUGCUCCCAAAGGAGAUCCGAGAGCGGAUAAAGGCACUCCGCGUCUGCUGAGGCAAAGAGCCCUGAAGCAGACCUGAUCCUAAAAACCAAGAAAUGAAGCAAUUGCCAGCAGAAACUGUCCGAAUUCUUUCGAGUUCACAGGUGAUCACAUCAGUUGUCAGUGUGGUUAAAGAGCUGAUAGAGAACUCCUUGGAUGCUAAUGCAACAAGUGCUGAUGUUAAAUUGGAAAACUACGGUUUUGAUAAGAUCGAAGUACGAGACAAUGGUGAUGGGAUCAAAGCAGCUGAUGUUCCUGUCAUGGCAAUGAAACACUACACCUCAAAAAUAAGCUCUUCUGAGGAUCUUGAAAACUUGACAACAUAUGGUUUUCGUGGAGAAGCUUUGGGCUCAAUUUGUUGCACAUCAGAGGUUCUGAUCACAACAAAGACAGCUGCUGAUGAUUUUAGCACACAGUAUGUUUUGGAUAGAUGCGGUCAUGUAAUUGCUCAAAAGCCAUCUCAUCUUGGACAAGGUACAACUGUAACAGUUCUGAAGCUGUUCAAGAAUUUGCCUGUAAGGAAGCAGUUUUAUUCAACAGAUAAAAAAUGUAAAGAAGAAAUUAAAAAAAUUCAAAAGGUUCUGAUGGCAUAUGGCAUCAUAAAACCAGAACUAAGGAUCACGUUUACACACAACAAGACAGUUAUUUGGCAAAAAACCAGGGUGUCAGAUCACAAAAUGGCUUUGAUGGUAGUAGUGGGAACUGCUGUUAUAGGCAACAUGGUACCUUUUCAACACCAUUGUGAAGAUCCUGAGGUAUUUCUUAGUGGCUUCCUUCCAAAGCCCGAUUCAGACAACUGUUUAACAAGUCAUUCAAGUUCAGAAAGGAGCUUCAUCUUCGUAAACAAUCGACCAGUGUACCAGAAAGAAAUUCUCAAGCUGGCCCAGAAGUACUACAGCAUGAAGUCACAAAAGGAUUCUAAUCGUUUAUAUCCCAUUUUUUUAAUCAACAUUACUAUUCCUCCAUCCACUGUGGAUGUCAAUUUAACACCAGAUAAAUCUCAAGUAUUGCUGCAUAAUAAGGAUUCUGUCUGUUCUGCUAUGGAAGAUGUCUUAAUAUCGAUAUAUGGGCCUCUAGCUGAGGCCAUUUCUUGUGAAACUGAUACAACAGAUGCUACCUCAAAAGAUACCGUUACCAAUGAAACUGCACAAACAGAUGGGCCCAUUAAUGAAACUGAAUCUUGUGGAAACACAGAUCUGUCUCCAUAUACUUCAUUGUUUUCUUUUAGUAAUGAUGUGCAAAAUGGUGAAACAGGGAAAAAAACAGAUGUCUGUUUGAAGAAUCAAACAUUUUAUAAUGCGUCUCCUCAUUAUAUCCCUACCAAAGAAAUAUCAGGCAAUGAGACAUCCAGGUCUGAGAGAUUUCAGGACAGGUCACUAAACAAUUUACAAUGCAAGGACCAACAGAAUAAGUGCAAGGUAAUAUUUAAUCUAGAUGACAAUACUUCAGUGGACACUCAUUCUAAAAAUGGCAUUGAGGUUGAUUUGAGAAAUGACUGUGUGCAGGAAAAAACACAGAGAGACACAGUCCCAAAAGAUUGUUCUGAAGUACCUGCUGAUAAAUGGAGCCUGGGGAAUGCAUUUAAAAAUUCUAGAGGAGAAAACCUGGAACCUGUUCAGAUUUUAAUUCCUAACAUGGGAGAAGCAAGAGUUCAGAAGAAAAAUGAUGGUGAUAAUCAUUUACAACUUCAACAGGAAAAUAAUCAAAGUAUUAAAAAAUCAAAUGUGGUAAAUGAUAAACAGGGACAGAUUACAGCCUAUGAUUUAAUUAGAAGUCAGAUAAUAAGGAAACCCAUGUCAGCAUUUUCCCUUUUUACUCAAGACCAUCGGCCUAGGUUGUUGACUGAAAAUACCAAAGCAAGCACAGAAGAACUAAUGAUGAAAAUGGAAGAAAUGUGGAACGCACUGAAUGAAGAAGAGAAAAAGAAAUAUGAGGAAAAAGCUGAUAAAGACCUGGAACGAUAUAACCGGCAAAGUAAAAGAGCUAUGGAUCAAAGUGUUCAAGGAGCAACAAAAGAAAGAGACAAAAGAGGCAAAGCCAAGCUGAAAGAAUGUCUGUCUAAUCAGCCGAAAGUUGACAAACUUUUUCAUUCUCAAAUUGAAAAGAAACGCAACUGCCAAGCAAUAAAAACUGUGCAAGUGCCCUUCUCUAUGGAGUCAUUUAAACACAAACUUUACAUGCUUAAACAGAAAGAGUCAAGUAAAGAUGAACGUUGCCUAAUUCAUCUUCUGAAUUUUCCUGAUGCAUGGAUAAUUGCCUCUGAGAAAAAGAUAAUGAUGCUGAAUCCAUACAGAGUAGAAGAGGCUCUUCUGCUUAAAAAACUUCUUGAAAAUCAUAAACUUCCUAUACAGAAACUGGACAAAACAAUUGUACUAACUGACAGUCUUCUUAGUGGCUCUCACUACAUGGAUGUUCUCUGGAAUAUGCGCAAAGAAAAUGUAAGAUUUGAUGGAUCGUCUUAUUUGUCAGAUUCAAGACUUAUAGCAAAUGGAUUUAAGAUAAAAAUAAUACCAGGUGCUUCAGCUGUGGAAAGUCAGCUGGAAAUAGAAGGAAUGACCAACUGUGUGCCAUACUAUGGUAUAUCAGAUUUGAAAGAAAUUCUGAGUGCUGUGAUAAAUAAUAAUGCAGAAGAAGUCUAUAAGUGUAGACCGCUCAAAGUGGUAAACUACUUGGAGGGAGAAGCAGUGCGAUUGUCCCGGCAGUUGCCUUUGUAUUUGUCAAAGGAAGUUGUACAGGACACAAUACUCAGAAUGGAGAAACAACUUGGAAAUAAGCAUAAAAGCUGUGUUCAUGGCCGUCCAUUUGUUCAUUAUUUAACAGAUAUUCCACAGAGUGACUAGCAAAGACAACAAUAUUUUUUUAAAAAACACAUUUCUCAUGUUUAUACACACAAUAUUGAACUCCUGUCUCCUGCGUAAUGUACUGAGAAGUUAUUUGUAACUGCCUUGCACUGUUUUGAACUCCAUUUACUGGAAGAUGCUGUUUUCUAAAACGAAUAUAAACACUGUAUAAUGUACUAGAAUGUUACCUUUCUUAUGAAAAAAUUCCUAUUCACAGCAAUAAUGUAUUUUGUACCCAGAGUAUAUAUAAACAAUGCAGAAUUGUAUUUGCUUGUGUCCAUUUUUGGAUAUUCAUCUGCAGUAAAUACAAGUAAAUAUUUAGCAUACUU
Molecule: messenger RNA, 3292 nt
Organism: Hemicordylus capensis (graceful crag lizard)
Lineage: Eukaryota; Metazoa; Chordata; Lepidosauria; Squamata; Cordylidae
Gene: PMS1
Product: PMS1 homolog 1, mismatch repair system component
Exons: 13
Coding region: 180-2963 (927 amino acids)
Biological process (GO): mismatch repair
Cellular component (GO): MutLalpha complex
Molecular function (GO): ATP hydrolysis activity; ATP-dependent DNA damage sensor activity; ATP binding
Source: RefSeq, a predicted model, not a curated record